This is a messenger RNA of Penicillium salamii, 1443 nucleotides long. Lineage: Eukaryota; Fungi; Ascomycota; Eurotiomycetes; Eurotiales; Aspergillaceae. The record is from the annotation of a GenBank genome assembly.
AUGUUUGCAGCGGGCUUCCUGGGGUGGACGUGGGAUUCAUUCGACUUUUUCACUGUGUCCCUGACGAUCACUGAGAUUUCCGAGUCAUUCGGUGUGUCGUACUCUGACGUCUCUUGGGUAUGUGCUCCUGCCAGUGUGAUAACCCGGAAGCUGACAUGUCGAGAGGGAAUGACCGUCACACUCAUGCUCCGCUCAGUUGGAGCGAUCAUUUUUGGAGUCCUAGCAGACCGGUAUGGGCGCAAAUGGCCAAUGAUCAUCAACUUAUUUUUGUUCAUUAUUCUGGAGCUGUGCUCUGGAUUCUGUCAAACUCUGCCUCAGUUUCUGGGUGUGCGGGCCCUAUAUGGAAUUGCAAUGGGAGGUCUCUUUGGCCCAGCAGCCGCUACUGCCCUCGAGGAUCUUCCGUAUGAAGCCCGUGGACUGCUUUCUGGUCUGUUCGAAAUGGGAUAUGCAACGGGAUAUCUCUUGGCCGCAGCCUUCUACCGAGCUCUGGUCCCAACGACCACCCAUGGAUGGAGAAGUCUUUUCUGGUUCGGCGCAGGACCUCCAUUGCUGAUCAUUAUCUUUCGCUGGUACCUGCCAGAGACUAAUCAUUUCCAAGUGAUGAAGGCCGAGCGCGAAGCACGCGCCAAUGUAGCGAGUGGUGACAGCGCUCGCGCGAUGGGCCUAAGGACAUUUCUUCGCGAUGCUGGACGCGCUCUUCGCGAGAACUGGGUGCUCUUCAUUUACCUUGUUGUUCUCAUGACGGGAUUCAACUCCUGUUCUCAUGGCAGUCAGGAUUUCUACCCCACAUUCCUAAAAGAUCAAGUCGGAAUGGACGCAACCCAGACCACCGUCGUUACCGUCGUGGGUCAGAUCGGUGCUUUGAUAGGCGGCUGUACGAUCGGGUACAUCAGUACAUUCUUCGGCCGGCGUCUGACCAUGCUUAUCUCCUGUAUUUUCGGAGGCGCCAUCAUCCCGGCAUAUAUCCUGCCGCGGAACAUGUCCCUUGCAGCAUGCGCCUUCUUUGAACAGUUCUUUGUCGGCGGUGUUUGGGGUCCCAUGCCGAUUCAUCUCCUUGAGCUUUCACCAAACGCCCUCCGAUCUCUCAUGGUUGGACUGACCUACCAGCUUGGAAAUCUUGGAUCUUCUGCCUCGGCCACGAUCCAGUCUAUCAUCGGCGAGCGAUUCCCACUCGCGCCCGGGCCGAAUGGCAAAGCGCGCUUCGACUAUGGCAAAGUAAUUGCAAUUUUUAUGGGCGCAGUCUGGGCUUUUGUUUUAUUCUUCCUCUUUUGGGGACCUGAGAUGUCCCAGGAAGAGCGAGACGAAGAAGCUGAAGCUGCCCUGCAUUUGGAGAGACUGCGCGAGCAAGGAGUCAGUCUGGCGGAGAUUGGGCAACACCAAAUCACAAAGGGUGCAAGCUCUGAGAAUGGGGACGAUAAAGUGCAAGUCGAGCACAUUGCGUAG